Messenger RNA from Parathielavia appendiculata, 336 nucleotides. RefSeq lists its product as uncharacterized. The record is from RefSeq and is a predicted model, not a curated record. NCBI's taxonomy places the organism in Eukaryota, Fungi, Ascomycota, Sordariomycetes, Sordariales, Chaetomiaceae. The transcript has 2 exons. Bases 1 to 336 code for a protein of 111 amino acids.
AUGCUGGCUCUCCGCGCGCUCGGGCUUCUGGUGGGCGCCAGGUUAGGUUCAGGCGAAGGCUCGUACUGCGACGAGGACGUCCUCCAUUACCUGAAUCACUUCGACCUCGCGGCUAUAUUUUACCAAGCCGUCAUUGCCGACUUGGCCUGCACCUACCGAGGCCGCACCAUCAUCAACCUCGACGGCGACGUCGCCGACCAGUACCAUACGCCAGGAACCCACAUCUACUACGGCCCGGUCAUCCUUAACUGGAUUGGGGUCUCGCGUCUAACCACUCCCGGCUUUCGGAAGUACAAUUACCACGGGCCCGUGACCAUUAACUACGUUGGCCACUGA